Molecule: messenger RNA, 1630 nt
Organism: Carassius auratus (goldfish)
Lineage: Eukaryota; Metazoa; Chordata; Actinopteri; Cypriniformes; Cyprinidae
Exons: 7
Coding region: 96-806 (236 amino acids)
Source: RefSeq, a predicted model, not a curated record
GGGGCGCCGAGCAGAGCGAACAUCAAGAUGGAUAUACGACAUUUCUUCUUGUUGUGCGGGAGUAGGUCUGCAAAUGAGCAACAGUCAGCUACAACAUGAGGAUUUUGCAGCUCCAUCUCUGUCUGCUUAUAUGGUGUCAAACAGCAGAGACUUUAAUAGAUCAGCUAGUACAUUUGGGGCAAAAUGUGACAAUAAACUGUGAUUUUGAAAAUGAGGUCAAUUGGUUUUUACUGAAACCUCCAUAUUUUUCAGUUAUAUUACGCACUUUCCCAGGCAGUCCUUUUUAUUACAAUGAACAUUACAGACAAAAAUAUUCAGUGGCCUCUAAACAUCUGUUUAUUAAUAAUGUCACUUCGGAUGAGUUAGGAGUUUAUUUCUGCAUGAACACAGACUGUUCAAAGCCACAAUUCAGCAACGGCACCAGACUGUACAUCACUGAACAAACUCAGAACUAUACAGUAGUGCAGAAUAUUCAGCAGAAUCAUACACUGGUGAAGUACAUUGAGCAGAAUCAGACGUCAUGGCAGACUCUUACCCUCAUAUCUGGUCUGAUAAAUGCUGUUUUAGUCAUUGUUGUUGUCAUAGGACUAUUGAAGGUUUGUGAUUGUAGAAAUAAAAGGCCUGCAGAACUUUCACAACAACUUCAUAACACUGAUCUACAGCAAACACAACUUAUUCAACAGCAUCUAGAUCCAAUCGCAGACCAAUCACAGCAUGCUGAGGAGGAUUCUUCUAUGUUGUAUACAAAUAUUCAUCCUGGUCAAGUCAACAGCACUUAUGUUGCUUUGCAGCUGCCAAAAGCAUAAAAAGAAGUGUACAGCUGAACUCAUACGUAUUUCACAGCAUUUAAGAACAAACUGAAACUCUUGCGGUUUUCCAAGCACACAUUUAGAUGAUAGACAUGUAUUGUGGUUUGGUUUGCUUCAGAAAAAGUGUUGCGUCUAGACUGGUGGCCUGCACCUUGAACCAGUCAAGAGUUUUUCUCUUUGCCUUUGUGUUAUACUAUAUAUGUAAAUCUUUACAUUUAUGUUAUUUAAUAUCUUUCAGUCACUUUUGAAGUUUCAUGUGAUUGGUUAAAAAGUGGACAGAGCAAACAUGACUUUCUGUGAUCGACAUGUUUGUUAUUUUGUGAUGCUAACAUUUGUAUAUCAGAACCCCCCUCCCCCCCACAAGUGUUUGAUAUGCUAUGAUAUAGUACACAUUAUAGAUUUUAUAGAUUUGAUAGCAUAUUAAGGCCUUUCAGUGACCUUAAAGUGCUAAUUAAAAGAUUUGUAAACUUUAAGUGUCAUGAAAUCCCAUUAUAUCAUCUCACUUCUGCAGAAUGCUUAAAAAAGGUGUGAUAAUUUGCAGGAAGGAAGAUAUGGAGGUGGGGACAGCCACACACAAACACGUCUAGAUCUGAGAUAAGCAGAGUAAAACUAGCAAUAUUUGUCAACUGAGAAUAAUAUUUUGUUCUGAACAUGUAGGCUAUACGUUUUCAAAUUACGCUGCUGCUAUAGCUGGAAUUCAGCAAUUUUUGUUAUUAUACAUAAAUCAUCCAGUAAUGUCUAAAAACGCAAGCAUUGGAUCAGAUUUCUCAUUCUUUUUGACAAUGACUUUGUUAAAUUUCCAUUCUGUUUUCUCCAUUAAA